This is a messenger RNA of Henningerozyma blattae CBS 6284, 1194 nucleotides long. RefSeq names its product Tap42p (gene TAP42). Gene Ontology annotation, molecular function: protein phosphatase 2A binding. Gene Ontology annotation, cellular component: cytosol. NCBI's taxonomy places the organism in Eukaryota, Fungi, Ascomycota, Saccharomycetes, Saccharomycetales, Saccharomycetaceae. The coding region runs from base 1 to 1194 and encodes 397 amino acids. The transcript has a single exon. The record is from RefSeq and is a predicted model, not a curated record. Gene Ontology annotation, biological process: regulation of dephosphorylation; regulation of signal transduction.
AUGUCUAGCCAGAACGAAAAUGAGCCAAUUGGUUCUAUUGCCACUCAAUAUGAAAAAAUUAUUAACCAAUAUAACGUGGAAAUUAAAAACUCUAAACUUCGCCAAGAUAGUAUUGAGUAUCAAAAACAGUUAAGCGAAAUUAUUAAUAAAUUAAUCACUUUUAAAAAUCUAAUUUACUCCAAGUUAUCGUUAUUUAGUGAUAAUGAAACAUUGGAUGAUUUAUCAACAACUUCCCUUAAAUAUUUAUCCAUAGAUUAUUAUUUAGGCCUAUUGAUGGAACGAAAACAAGAUUGUAGCAAAAAUGGUGAGAUUAACACUAAUAAGAAUAAAUUAAAAGUGAAGUUUCUAGAUAAAUCUAUUCAACUAUUCAUCCAAUUUAUGAUAACAUUACAAAAUUAUAAUAUAUUAGAUGAAUUGCUAGGCAAGAAGAUAGAUUCCUUUGAAGAGACUUAUCACCCCAAAUUAGAGGAGCUAUAUAAGGGAAUGACCCCUAAAAAUGAUAAAGAUUUAAGUGGUGCUCAAUUAAAAAGGGAAGCUAAAAUUAAAAUAUUCAAGAGAAAUAAAGAAAUUAAUGAAAAAUUAAAUCAUUUAAAACAAAAAUAUGACGAUAAUAAAAAUGAAAAUGAUGAAGAAAAGGCUUAUACUGUAGAUGAAGAAGAAAUGCUAAGAUCUAUAUAUAUUGAACAGCUAAAAUCAUUUAGUUAUGAUUCUUUUAAUAAGAUUGAACAAGAUUUGUAUGAAAGUGAAUUAUUGAAUAAUUUCAUUAAAAGAGGAUUUGAAGAGAUUACAGAUACUCCUAAGAGUAAUGAGCAAGAAGACAUUAGAAUGCAAAAAAGGGAUUUCACAGGGUAUACUGAUAAAUUAGAAGUAUUAAACAAACCAUUAUUAUCAAAACAAGGUAAAGUAUUACGGAAUUUUACAUUAACAAGUAAACGUCAAGAACUUAAGGAUAAAGUUAAGGGAUAUGGACAAUAUGGACCAACCAUGACAGUGGAAGAAUUCCUUGAAAAAGAAUUUGAAGAAGGAAGAGUAUUACAAGGUGGAGAAAAUGAAAUAGAAGAAAGUCAAAAAUAUAAAGAAGAGAUGGAAGAUAAUGAUGAAUAUCAAGAUAAAGAAACAUAUAAGGCUCGUGAAUGGGAUGAAUUUACAGAAGCUAAUCCGCGUGGUAUUGGUAAUACAUUGAAUCGUGGAUGA